CUUCAGCUAUUUACAGCUACUGAACCAUUACAAAUUUACUCUGCAUUACAGCACUGCUCACAUGUCUAGAAUAAGGCAACUACUGCACACACACUCACAAACAUUAUAAACAACAUCAAAAUAAGUUCAUCUGAUAUACUGUAUUCCACACAGUCUGUUCUUUCUACUGCUGCUAUAAUGGUUUCUGUUCCUCUGAAAUAAUUAUUUGCACACAACCCAAUUUUUCCACCUCUCUUCUUCAGAUCCUUACUAAAUUUCACAGCUAAAACCCCACCCUAAAUAAUUUCCAACCCUUUAUCUCCAGACUACAACUCCCUGGAAUUUUCUUCUUGCACAUGUUUUCUCUACAGAAAUCCAUCAGUUGGAUUCAUCUAUCUAUUUCUUGGAUCAAAAAUUAUUUAACCCAAUCCUUGGAUUAAUACAUGAAAGAGAAAUAUAAAGGAAGCAAUGACUGGACCUUACAUGGGACUGGUCACUUCAGAGGAAUGGACCCAGAUGAUGAAUGGUCAGUACAGAAGGUUGGCCAGCACAGGGAAAUGGUUAGUACAGUAAAGUACAAGUUAGUGGUUAAUGAAGUAAGUGAUUGAUUCAGAUCAAUGGCAGUGGAAGGGGAUGGUCAAUCCUGGUGAAUGACCAAUACAGAUGAGUGAGUAAAGUAAGAAAUUUGUCAAUGCUGAUGAAUAGGCAAUGUAGAGGACUGCCAGUGUAAGGAACUGCUGAGUAAGAAACUGAUCAAUGGUUUGUACAAGUGAAUAGGAAAUGCAGGAACUGGUCAAGGCAGGAGAAUGCCCAAUGUGAAAAUUAAGAUGAAUCAUGGAAACUCAUAAAACAGCUUCUUUUCGGAGGAGUAAGCCUACUUUGUGCAACAGCAAGAAGGACACAAGCAUCAACAGCAGCAGUUUUAUCAACAAAACCGACAAAACCAUUCCUUCUUCAUUUGCUACAUCCAUAUAUCCAGGUGUAUACACUCAACUUGAUGCUAAAAUAGCUGAAAAGACACGCAUUAGUAAUGCUGGACUGGCUGGGCAAAUGCAGAUUCAAAACCGCAUGUUAGAAAAAAGUAAGCAACACACUUUAAAACAACAUGAAGAAGAAGUUCUAAAGCUUCAAAAUGAUUUAGAGAAAUUACACAUGUUUUCUCCUAAUUUGGAGAGCAAGAUUUGUUCAACCUCUUCACACUAUUCAAAUUCCCAGAUAACAGCCUAUGUUCACCACACUUGUAGACUGGCUGGAAGCCAUAGUUUAUGUCACAGGUGCUACAAACACCAUACGCCGUACAAAAAUAUAUAUUACCAAAACUGGUGGCUUAAAAAACCAAUUUACUUCAAAUAGUAAUGCUAACAUAUCAGAGACUUAUUUAGAGAGUUACUGUGAGCACCCUACAUCCAUAGAUGUCAUGAUGUACCAAUUUAAUAAAUUUAUUUAUUAUAAUUA
Messenger RNA from Octopus sinensis (East Asian common octopus), 1434 nucleotides. RefSeq lists its product as uncharacterized. The record is from RefSeq and is a predicted model, not a curated record. Lineage: Eukaryota; Metazoa; Mollusca; Cephalopoda; Octopoda; Octopodidae. The transcript is spliced from 3 exons. Bases 814 to 1332 code for a protein of 172 amino acids.